Talaromyces stipitatus ATCC 10500 is the source of this 2745-nucleotide messenger RNA. Its product is annotated as ion channel nompc, putative. NCBI's taxonomy places the organism in Eukaryota, Fungi, Ascomycota, Eurotiomycetes, Eurotiales, Trichocomaceae. The transcript has 12 exons. Gene Ontology annotation, molecular function: protein binding. The coding region runs from base 1 to 2745 and encodes 914 amino acids. The record is from RefSeq and is a predicted model, not a curated record.
AUGCAUCGUUGGCUGCAGCUUCGAACUAAGUUUAGUCCGGAAGAGAAUACACUUUUGGGGAGUCUAUCCAUUAUUGAUCGGGCCGACGGCCUGAAUUAUUUGAAGAGGAAUGGAGACCGUGUUCCUGGCACAUGCGAAUGGAUUAUGGACACGCAGGGACUUCAGACUUGGCUUGGUGCACAAGAAAUCUCUACUGAAAUUAAUCCCACCAUCCUGUGGCUGCAUGGCAAUCCAGGAAUUGGGAAGACAACAAUGGCAACGACCAUUGCGGAUGUCCUUACCGCUCAGCCUAAUUUUAUCAGGGGAGAGGCACUUCUUGCGGCGCUUUACUUACUUCGCGGCCUUCUACGUCGGUUGAUUGAGCAAAGGCCACGAUUGAUGAAAUAUUUGCGAGACAAAUUUGAAGAGCGAAAAGAAAAACUUUUUGAUUCUUUCGACAGGCUAUGGAACAUCCUUAUUGAUAUUGCAAAUGGAAACACUGGCAAAAACCCUGAUCUUCAUUUCUUUAUCACUAGUCGACCGCAUCCUGAGAUCAGAGAUUAUCUAUGGCCGUUCAAAUCCAAAGACUUGUCGACCUACCGGAAAAUUGAAGAAGAUCUUCAAAUAUUCAUCGAGCACAAAGUUACUAAGCUUUCUCGGGCAAGGUCUUACUCUGCAAAUGUGACGCAGGCUGUGAGAAGGAUUCGGUCAAGGGAUGAGGUUGAGAAACUUCGGGACUUACCUAAAGGACUUAAUUCCUUAUACGAGAAACUACUACGGAGAGCUUUGGAAAAUAACAAUCACAAGGACAAAAGCAUAGCUUUACAGGUGCCCGGGGUUGUCGCAAUCUCACGACAUCCUCUCAGCGUUGCAAAGCUUUCUACUGCCUGUAGACUCUACGAGGAGAAAGACGAAGAAGAUCGUCUAAAGUUUUGUCAGGAAGAUAUCAAAUUAUGCCGUUUCAUGAUCGUGGUCCAAGAUGAUACUGUCCGUCUCCUACACAAGUCCGUGAAGGACUUCCUGCUCCGUGCUCAAGAAGGGACAUUGUUCAAUGAACUCAAAGCAAAUGCGAUAUUUCUCGUCCCAAGGGAUUUUCGGUUGUCCAUGUUGCAGCAAGAUGGGGGCAUAUCAUACCUCAUACACUUUGCUUUAGACCGCGUCUCGGGUAUUCAAGGAAUUCAAUUGUCUUUCACAGACGACCUAGCUACCAGGGAGUCCAUGAGGAGAUUUUUGGGGAGCUGGAAUAAACAAAAAGCCUUGGUCAAUCUGAAAGGUGAGCGUGGCAGAACUCCACUUCAUUGGGCGAUCAUGAGCCACCAUAGUGAUACUAUAGAUGUUCUCCUACAGCGCUAUGCGGAUACAGAUUUGAUGGAUAAUGAAGGAUCACCGCAAAAGAAUCUGAUAGAUGCAAAAGACGCCCACGGCCAAACUCCACUGCUCAUCGCAGCAAAGAAUUUACACCUCGAAAUAAUCUAUCAUUUGAUUAAUGCCGGUGCACAUGUCGACACUAUCGACAAUAUGCAUCAAAAUGCCUUGCACCUCAUUUGCAAGUCACGACAGUUAUCAGAGAACAUAUGCUCAUUGCUGCAGUUCUUAAUUGAGCAAGGAACCCCCAUAUCUGCAUGUGAUAUAAAUAAUAUGGCACCUAUCCUUUAUGCAAUUGAAAAUGGAAGCGAAGAUCUGGCAACCCUGUUCAUUGAGAGCGGAGUUGAUAUUUACCUGCAAAUUCACAGACAACAUUGGACACGCCGAAUGCAGAAUUGUGUUUCGACUUAUGACCUUGACAAUUGCUCUGAAGAGGUAGCUGAUUCUAGAAGGAGCGCACUUCAUUUCGCGGCACUUAAAGGAUGCCGAUUUCGACGGAACAUCAUGGGAUGCGGAUAUGACGACACCUGGUUAGAUGAGGAAUAUUCAAUUGAGACUUUAACGAACUUCAUCACAGAUUACGAAAGCGAAGAAGCCCAUGAAACUUACGAAAUGAUUCAUCAAGAGCGAGUUCGAGACCGUCCGGUACAUUUGAUUCCAUUUGACGAAUCAUGUGCUCCAGAGACAUUGUCCAUCCUUAGGGAAAAGGGCGCAGACGUGUCAAAGUUGAACCGGAAGGGUCAAACAUGUCUUCAUCUGGCAAGCGCAGCAGGGAACUCCGAUGCUGUUUCCGCGCUUGUGCAUGAAGGAUGCGGUGUCACUCUACUCGACACCAAUGGAUUAAGCCCUCUCCACCAUGCCGUCCAGAAGAAUCACCCAGAGAUUGUGCAAUUCAUGCUUAAACAUCAAAAGUCCUCGAUACCUGGCCUGGACAAUGGCAGCCUCCUUGAGAUGCGACUUCUACACUGUCACCUCAGAUCGAUGCUAUGCUCCGUUGAAAUGAUCGAUGUUCUCCUGGAACACGGAUACAGACUGAGCGAGCUUGACGAAAACGGCCACUCCGCCCUCAGCCUAUCUCUCAAUUCGAGAGGAACGCCCUGGAUCUUCAUGAAAAGGAUUCAAAAGGCAAAACACCUCUUAACUACGUGGAAGAGGAGGCUAGUCGCGAACGACAUAUACAUUUAUUCAAAGGGGACCGGUGGAAAAGAGGGUUAUCUUCAUGGAGCAGCGAACACACUGGACAGACACGAUGAAGAUCCAGAUCUUGGUCAUCUGAGGAAGAAUUACAAUCCAGUCACCCAAACCAUUCGGAUACGCGCAAUGCCGACCUCCUUCAUGAUUGUCAUCUACGCUAGUUCAGUCAAAGUCAGGCUGCCACACAAAAGGGCUUUUGAUCCCUGA